Messenger RNA from Corythoichthys intestinalis (scribbled pipefish), 3820 nucleotides. Its product is annotated as transducin-like enhancer protein 4. Gene Ontology annotation, biological process: negative regulation of canonical Wnt signaling pathway; regulation of DNA-templated transcription. The record is from RefSeq and is a predicted model, not a curated record. The coding region runs from base 441 to 2750 and encodes 769 amino acids. Gene Ontology annotation, cellular component: nucleus; transcription regulator complex. The transcript is spliced from 20 exons. NCBI's taxonomy places the organism in Eukaryota, Metazoa, Chordata, Actinopteri, Syngnathiformes, Syngnathidae. Gene Ontology annotation, molecular function: transcription corepressor activity; protein binding.
AAGUCCCAACGUAACGUCGGAGCGCGUAUGCGUAAUUGCGCUCGUUUUUGACUGGCCGCUUCCAAACUGUGCUUCGGCGGGGAGGGCGACCGAGCGAGCAGUCAGUGUCACUGAAGUGGUCGCCGCCGCCGCCGGGAUAUGAACGCGGACCGGAGGGGGGGGGGCAAACUAGGAAAUUAACCGGUUGCCACCACAGCGGGAGGACAAGUGGGGUCACGACAUGGAGGAAGACGACGUCUAAAGAGGAAAUUCAACUACAUUGAGUGACUACUCGGGGAUAUGUUCAUGAAGGCACCUGACUAUCUCACACUGUGACUUUUUCCCCGAUGUUGUCUGCGAAGGUUCGAGGGGGUUCGUCCCACUGUCUGACCCACUAACUGACCUGUUACGCAUCCUUUAUUUUUCUUCUUGUCGAGAAGGAACUUUUCAAUGCCUUUUUAAUGAUUCGAGACUUGAGCAAGAUGUACCCUCCGGCGCGGCAUCCGGUCCCACCGCAGCCCGGACAGCCGUUUAAAUUCACCGUGUCCGAAUCCUGUGAUCGGAUCAAGGAGGAGUUCCAGUUUCUCCAAGCCCAGUAUCACAGUCUGAAAAUGGAGUGUGAGAAACUGGCAAGUGAGAAAACGGAGAUGCAGAGACACUAUGUUAUGUACUACGAAAUGUCAUACGGACUCAACAUAGAGAUGCACAAACAGGCGGAGAUUGUCAAGCGGCUGAAUGCAAUCUGCGCCCAAGUCAUCCCCUUCCUUUCUCAAGAGCAGCAUCAGCAGCAGGUGGUGCAAGCAGUGGAAAGAGCCAAGCAGGUCACCAUGGCUGAACUCAAUGCCAUCAUUGGGCAGCAGCAGCUCCAAGCUCAACACCUGUCCCACGGCCACGCCAUCCCCGUGCCGCUCACACCGCACCCGGCGGGCCUUCACCCUCCUCUUCCCCCCGGCGCCAGUACCGCCAGCCUGCUGGCGCUGUCCUCGGCCCUGGGCCAUCAGUUGCCCCUCAAAGACGAGAGGAAACACCAGGAAAGCGCCGAAGAACACCCGCGAGAGAGAGAUUCUGUGAAGAGCUCAUCCGUGUCGCCGUCCGCCAGUUUUCGGACCGGAGAGAAGCACCGAAGUUCCGCCGAUUAUGCCGCCGACAGCAAGAAGCAAAAGACAGACGAAAAGGAGUCUAGCUCGAAACUCUAUGAGAGUGACGGUGAAAAGAGUGACGACAACUUGGUCGUGGAUGUCUCCAAUGAGGAUCCGAGCUCUCCCAGAGGAAGUCCCGCCCACUCCCCUCAGGAGAACGGACUGGACAAGAGUCGCCUGCUAAAGAAGGACGCUCCCCUGAGUCCCUCCUCUGUCGCUUCCUCCAGCAGCACACCUUCAUCCAAAUCCAAAGAGAAUCAUUUGAAGAACGAAAAAUCCACGACACCGGUUUCCAAGUCCAGCACGCCCACGUCCCGCUGCGACGCGCCCACUCCUAGCAGCGCCUCUGCCAGCCUUAGGGCGGCUCCGACUAAGCCAACGGGAGUUGAGACACUAGCACCUGGUCUGCGCACACCCCUGGCGGUACCGUGCUCGUACCCCGGCCCGUUCGGGAUGGUACCUCACAUCGGCAUGAACGGCGAGCUAAGCGGAGCGGGCGCCCCCUACGCCGGCUUGCAUAGCAUGACCUCAGUGGCCGCAGCUGCUGUGGCAGCAUACGGACGGACACAAGUGGUGGGAUUUGACCCUCACCAUCACAUUCGUGUCCCUGGCCUUCCUCCUAACCUGUCAGGCAUUCCUGGUGGAAAACCUGCCUACUCCUUUCACGUGAGUGCCGACGGACAAAUGCAGCCGGUGCCUUUCCCUCCCGACGCUCUGAUCGGCCCGGCCAUCCCGCGUCACGCGCGGCAGAUCAACACGCUAAACCACGGAGAGGUCGUGUGUGCUGUCACCAUCAGCAACCCGACCCGUCAUGUUUACACCGGCGGCAAGGGCUGCGUCAAGGUGUGGGACAUCAGUCACCCCGGCAACAAAACCUCCGUGUCUCAGCUGGACUGCCUCAACAGGGACAACUACAUCCGCUCCUGUCGACUGCUCCCUGAUGGACGAACGCUCAUCGUGGGAGGCGAGGCCAGCACUUUGUCAAUUUGGGACUUGGCCACACCCACUCCGCGGAUCAAGGCGGAAUUAACCUCGUCGGCUCCCGCGUGCUACGCCUUGGCCAUCAGCCCAGACUCCAAGGUCUGCUUUUCUUGCUGCUCCGACGGAAACAUCGCGGUCUGGGAUCUUCACAACCAGACUCUUGUUAGGCAGUUCCAGGGCCACACAGACGGCGCCAGCUGCAUAGACAUCUCCAAUGACGGCACCAAGCUUUGGACGGGAGGUCUGGACAACACCGUUCGUUCUUGGGACCUGCGAGAAGGCCGCCAGCUGCAGCAGCAUGACUUCACCUCGCAGAUUUUCUCAUUGGGAUAUUGUCCAACUGGCGAGUGGCUGGCGGUGGGGAUGGAGAACAGCAAUGUGGAGGUAUUGCAUGUCUCCAAACCUGAUAAGUAUCAGCUCCACCUACAUGAAAGCUGCGUGCUCUCGCUUCGAUUCGCUCACUGUGGAAAGUGGUUCGUGAGCACGGGAAAAGACAAUUUGCUCAAUGCCUGGAGAACUCCGUACGGAGCCAGCAUAUUCCAGUCCAAGGAGUCAUCAUCGGUGCUGAGCUGCGACAUCUCCGUCGAUGACAAGUACAUCGUGACGGGCUCCGGAGACAAGAAGGCCACUGUCUAUGAGGUCAUAUACUAGAGUAUGCGCUCACUGUUUUAACGUGGCCAACACACUGUAACAUAUGUAAUAUGUCAAAUAGGAAUUUUCCUUUGUUUGGAUUGUUUUUUUGUUUUUUUUUAAAGAAUGUCAAUACACACUGAGCAGAUGUUGUGAAAUGAAUGUCCGACAUUUCGUUUUUUUCUUCUUCUUAAUUUAUGAAACACCGGCACAAAAUUGUCAAUUUGUGAAGGCGUGCGUGUGUGUGUAAUUUGUAUGUAAACCCGAGGUUGCCCUCAGUGUCUUUUUUUUUACACGAUUGUGCAGCAGGGUCGAGAACGAAAAGUGGUAUUUGGUAUGUGGCAAAACUGAUUUUGCCGUGUGGCAUUUUUUUUUUGCCAUGUAGCAAAAUUGAUUUAGCCGUGUGACGUUUUUUUGCCAUGUGGUAAUGGAUGUAAUGGUAAGUGUAUCGUCAAAAAUCACAGCCACACGUUUUUCUGCCAUUUAAAAUAAAUAGAAAAUUUGGACGCACAUGGCCUGCUAAAAUGCCAUAUAUCCCAAAAAAAGGCCACUUGCCAAUAAAUAAAUAUAUAAAGCCUCAUACCAAAAUCCAUUUUGCCACAUACCCAAAAACAAUGCCACAUGGCAAAAAAAGCCACAAGGCAAAAUCAAUUUUGCCACAUGGCAAAAAAAAUGCCACACAGCAAAAUAAAUUUUGCCACUUGGCAAAAAAAAUGCCUCAUGGCAAAAUCCAAUUUGCCGCAUAACAAAAAAAAAAAAAAAAAUGCCACACAGCAAAAUCCACUUUGCCACAUACCCAAAAAACUGCCACCUGGCAAAAUGCAUUUUGCCAAAUGGCAAAAAAAAAAAAAAAUGCAACAUGGCAAAAUAAAAUGCCAUAUGGCAAAAUCCACUUUGCCACUUACCCAAAAAACGCCACAUGGCAAAAAAAUGCCACAUGUCAAAAUCAAUUUUGCCACGUGGCAAAAAAAAUGCAACAUGGCAAAAUCCAUUUUGCCACAUACGGAAAAAAAAAUGCCACCUGAAAAAUCCAUUUUGCCACAUACCCAAAAAAAUGCCACAUGGCAAAAAAAAAAAGGCACAUGUCAAAA